AUGGAAAUUCAACAACAAAUUGAGGAGUUAACGACGAUUUAUCAUGAAUAUAAGUCAUUUUUCCCAAAAUGUGAAUUGAUUGUGACACCAGAUAUCAAGUCCAAUUCCAAUUCCAACUAUAUUCAAUUAAUCACGUAUGAAGGUCGAAAUAUCAAAGUUACUGUUGGUUUUAAAGGUUGGUAUGAAAUAACAACUACUACCACAAUACGAACAAUUGAGAAAUCAUUUGAAUCAUUUGAAUCAUUUGAAACAUUUGAAGCUUUGAUGCAAACCAUUAGUAUAGAUUUUCAAAACCGUUUUGGAAACGAACUUUCCAAUAAAUUAAAUCAAUUACUACAACAGCAACAAAAAUAA
Candida dubliniensis CD36 is the source of this 354-nucleotide messenger RNA. RefSeq lists its product as uncharacterized. The transcript has a single exon. Lineage: Eukaryota; Fungi; Ascomycota; Pichiomycetes; Serinales; Debaryomycetaceae. The coding region runs from base 1 to 354 and encodes 117 amino acids. The record is from RefSeq and is a predicted model, not a curated record.